AUGACUCAAGGAAAGCAUGCCCUCAUCUUCGGUGCGUCCGGUAUCUCCGGCUGGUCGCUAAUGAAACAAUGCCUCCGUUACCCAACACCCACGACCUUCGCACGCGUCACCGGGCUCUGCAAUCGCCCGGUUGACAAGAAGAACUUAUUUCUUCCUGAUGACCCUCGCCUCAACAUCGUCUCCGGAAUCGACCUAACCGCCCCUGUCGCAACAGUCGUGUCGGAACUCCAGAAAAAGGUCCCCAACGUCGAAGAUGUGGAUGUUGUUUUUUUCUCUGCGUACAUUCAAACCAACGACCACGCCUCCCUCCUCCAAGUCAACACCGCACUCCUCAAAACCGCCGUGCAGGCCAUAACAAACGCCUCCAACAAGGUUUCUACCAUAGUCCUCCAAACAGGUGGAAAAGCCUACGGUGUCGAAUUCCCAGACAAAGUCGCCAUAAAACCACCCCUCCACGAAGACCUGCCGCGCAUUCCCGAGCCGUACCGGAGCAAGAUCUUCUACUACGCGCAGUACGAUCUCCUGAAAGAAAUGUCCCAGGAGCCCGGGUGUACUUGGACAUUCACGGAGAUCCGUCCUGAUGGUAUUGGGAUUGCGCUGUAUCUUUCUUUGUAUAGAGAGGUACUUGGGAAAGGUGCCAAGGUCCCAUUCCCCGGGGAGAAGCAUGGGUAUCAUGCAACCCAUAUGGAUACAUUCCAGGAUCUUUUGAGUCGGUUGGAGAUCUACGUUGCGGUCAAUCACGAGAAAUGUGGGAAUGGGAGUGUGUUCAAUGCUGCGGAUGGUGAGGUUGUCACCUGGGCGGGUGUUUGGCCACGCAUCUGCGAUUAUUUUGGCCUUGUUGGCGUUGAGCCCCAGGAAGAUAAGUUGGAGGACAAGGAGAGUAUGCAGCGCUUUGUGAAGGGGCAUAUGAAGGAGUGGCAGGGCCUGGUCGAUAAGCAUGGGUUGAAGAAGGGGACUGUGGAGACCCAGAAUUGGGCUCAUACGCGUUUCAUGCUGGUUGAUUUCGACUUUCAUCGAGAGUUCUCGAUGGAGAAGGCGAGGAAGGUUGGCUUUGAUGAGACGAUUGAUACGGUGGACGGGUAUAAGAUCGCUUUUGACCGGAUGGUUGAGGCCCGUGUGAUUCCCAGGGUUUAG
Aspergillus versicolor CBS 583.65 is the source of this 1134-nucleotide messenger RNA. RefSeq names its product SDR family oxidoreductase. The coding region runs from base 1 to 1134 and encodes 377 amino acids. The record is from RefSeq and is a predicted model, not a curated record. The transcript has 3 exons. Lineage: Eukaryota; Fungi; Ascomycota; Eurotiomycetes; Eurotiales; Aspergillaceae.